CCAUCCUGCAAAAUGGUGACCUCGCAAGACUCUGAGCCAUGCAUACUAGCUGCCAGGCUCCUCGACCGCCUCGCACGUGGAGUCGACACGCUCGGACUCGGCGCACUCCAGGACCUCGAUCACAUAGUCGCGAACAGCCUCUCGGUCGUGAGAAGCACGAUCAAUAACCACAGACCUGUGCACCAACUCCCCGUUGAGGUCCUCGGGAUCAUCUUCCGCCACGCCCUGCCCUCCAACGAAGGCGGAUUUCGCCAGAGCGGUGCGAAGGAGCCCGAUAUGCACGAAGAACGGCGCGAGCGGGUCGCCUUAACCCAGGUCUGCAGGCGAUGGCGCGACACCGCGUCCCAAAUGGCCGCCUUCUGGACCCUCAUCGACGCCUCGUCCGUGCAGUGGGCAACCACAUGCUUUGAACGCUCCGGCACGAUGCCUCUGCACGUCUUCCUCCGCUACCCGCUCGACAGCACCACCGAAACCCCGCUAGCCUCUGAAGGCGCCCGAAUCCGCGACCUGUUCAUAGAGUUCCCCAAGGAUCGCCGGUCGAUCAUCCCCACCGAGCUCCCGACGUUCCUCCCCGAGGUGCCCAACAUGGAAAGCCUCUCCAUCGUGACCCGCAGCCGGGCUUUCGAAGAAGGCCGCCCGAUGGUCGACCUCUCGCAGUGCCCACCGCUCUUCCCGCAGCCGCCGCCCCGCCUACGCACGCUCAUCCUCAAGAACCAGUGCUGGUUCCCCGCAGUCCCCUACGAGCAGCUAACGCACCUUCACAUCGCACAAUGUACGCCCGUCGACCUCCGCACGCUCGUCGGUCUCCUCGCGCGCUGCACCGCGCUCGAGGCGCUCGUGCUCGCGGACGUCUAUCUCGCGAGCGCACGCGCGGUCCCCGACGACUGCACCGCGCCGCUCCCGCACCUGCGCCUGCUCGCGCUCGGCAUCCACCAGUCGCGCCUCUCAAUGCGCCGCAUGCUCAAGUGCCUCGUGCUCCCCGCCACCGGACUCACCGUACGCAUCUCCGGGAACGAGGCUGCGCGCGCGCUCUGCGACCUGCAGCCGUUUCCCUCGCUUCCGUUCACGGCCGAUUUCGACGCGCUCACACUCGACCGCACAUCGGACGGGCUCGUCCUCCAGGCCGCGUGCGUCCGCACUGGCACGGGGCUUCUCCUCGAGUUCGGCCACGGGUACACGUCCCUGCUCGUCAGCCUCGCGAAGAACGUCCUACCCGCACUCAUCCCGUUUGCGAACAUCACACGCCUCGCCGUGCGCGCGGACAAGUGCGACGUCGCACUGCACCUGCUCCCCGAGAUGCCCUCGGUUGCGGCGUCGACGCGGGCGCGGGGAUCGGCGCCGCACUGGCCGAGUUCCCGCACUGCGUCCCGCGCGUGUCCGAGCUCGCGGUCUGGUCGCCGCGGCGCGAGCUGAGCUGCCUGCCGAAGCUGCCGUUCAUCGCGAUCAAGCUGAAGAAACUGUCGUUCUGCCACAUCAGCGACGGUGGACCGGAGGCUCCUGCGGGGCCGCCGCCUGGCCAGGAGUACCUCGAGAGCUCUAUCGCGGAGGUCGACUUCCGCACGGUGGAUCACGCAGAUGUGCCAAACCUCAUCGACCUGCCGGGUGUCCGACCGCUUAACCACAUUUACGAUUGGUAGCAGUAACAGUUGGAGACAUCAGCACGGUUAGGUAUUUCAUUAGCACUGUUAUUCCCUGAACGCCCAGGCACUUAUAAAGCGACUUCAUGCGGUCGCGCAUAAAUUAUCACAGCGACAUUUGUACCACAUUCGAUACACCAAUACUUCUGCGGCUUCACAUAUACAUGC
This is a messenger RNA of Trametes versicolor FP-101664 SS1, 1805 nucleotides long. RefSeq lists its product as uncharacterized. The transcript has 4 exons. Lineage: Eukaryota; Fungi; Basidiomycota; Agaricomycetes; Polyporales; Polyporaceae. The record is from RefSeq and is a predicted model, not a curated record. Bases 13 to 1413 code for a protein of 466 amino acids.